Molecule: messenger RNA, 3596 nt
Organism: Xenopus tropicalis (tropical clawed frog)
Lineage: Eukaryota; Metazoa; Chordata; Amphibia; Anura; Pipidae
Gene: cse1l
Product: CSE1 chromosome segregation 1-like
Biological process (GO): intracellular protein transport
Cellular component (GO): cytoplasm; nucleus
Molecular function (GO): small GTPase binding
Source: RefSeq, marked provisional
CACAGCUGGCAUGCACCCUAACCCCCACUGCUCCCAGCAGCCACACAGCUGGCAUGCACCCUAACCCCCACUGCUCCCAGCAGCCCCACAGCUGGCAUCUAAAUGAGUCGCUGAUCACUCCAUCAUGCAACUUAAACAAAAGCCGGAGAGCCAGGAAUCCUCUGGUAGCUACUGAGUGCGACCCUGUUUUAAACCCAAUAGCAAGUCCAUACACUGAACGAUCUUGUCACCAUGGAACUGAGUGAAGCCAAUUUGCAGGGUCUAACAGAGUAUCUGAAGAAAACCCUUGAUCCAGACCCUGCUGUAAGACGCCCAGCUGAAAAGUAUCUUGAAUCUGUUGAAGGAAAUCAGAAUUAUCCACUGCUGCUUUUAACACUGGUUGAACGAUCUCAAGAUAAUGUCAUCAAAGUUUGCUCUGCCGUCACUUUCAAAAACUACAUCAAAAGGAACUGGAGAAUUAUUGAAGAUGAGCCUAACAAUAUCUGCGAAGCUGACCGAAUAGCUAUUAAAUCAAGUAUCAUAAACCUGAUGCUGAGUAGCCCAGAGCAAAUACAGAAGCAGUUUAGUGAUGCCAUAAGUAUCAUCGGACGUGAAGAUUUUCCCCAGAAGUGGCCAAAUCUCUUGACAGAAAUGGUGAACAGGUUUCAGAGUGGAGACUUUCAUGUAAUAAAUGGGGUUCUACACACGGCUCACUCCCUGUUCAAAAGAUACCGGCACGAGUUUAAAUCAAGCGAAUUGUGGACCGAGAUUAAACUGGUACUGGAUACAUUUGCUGCGCCACUGACAGAUCUUUUUAAGGCAACCAUUGAGCUGUGUAAUACUCAUGCAAAUGAUGUCAAUGCUUUAAAGGUUCUUUUCUCCUCCUUAAUUCUGAUAGCAAAGCUUUUUCACAGUCUAAACUUUCAGGACCUUCCUGAAUUUUUUGAAGAUAACAUGGAGACAUGGAUGACCAAUUUUCACAACCUGUUAACUUUGGAUAACAAACUACUACAAACUGAUGAUGAAGAGGAAGCAGGGUUGCUGGAGACAUUAAAAUCCCAAAUCUGCGACAACGCAGCUUUAUAUGCUCAAAAAUAUGAUGAAGAAUUCCAGCCCUACUUGCCACGCUUUGUCACAGCCAUAUGGAACCUGCUGGUAACCACGGGUCAGGAAGUUAAGUACGAUUUGUUGGUAAGCAAUGCCAUCCAGUUCCUGGCAUCUGUCUGCGAGAGACCUCACUAUAAAAACCUGUUUGAGGACCCCAGCACUUUGACAAGUAUCUGUGAAAAGGUCAUUGUUCCCAAUAUGGAAUUCAGAGCUGCUGAUGAAGAAGCUUUUGAGGACAACUCUGAAGAAUAUAUUAGAAGAGACUUGGAGGGAUCAGAUAUAGAUACAAGGCGCAGAGCAGCUUGUGAUUUGGUGCGAGGUUUGUGCAAGUUCUUUGAAGGCCCAGUCACCAACAUCUUCUCUGGUUACGUUAGCUCAAUGCUCCAAGAAUACGCAAAAAGCCCAUCGGUGAACUGGAAGCACAAAGAUGCUGCCAUAUACCUUGUUACAUCUUUGGCAUCUAAAGCACAAACACAAAAGCAUGGAAUUACUCAAGCCAAUGAACUCGUUAACAUAACAGAAUUCUUCGUCAAUCACAUUCUUCCAGAUUUAAAGUCUGCAAACAUCAAUGAAUAUCCAGUACUUAAAGCAGAUGGAAUUAAGUAUAUCAUGUUUUUCAGAAGCCAACUUCCCAAAGAGCAGCUUCUGGUUACCAUUCCUCUCCUAAUCGCACAUCUGCAGGCAGAAAGUGUAGUAGUCCAUACUUAUGCAGCUCACGCCCUGGAGAGGUUCUUUACCAUGAAAGGAGCCACUUCCCCCACCCUCAUUGUAGCAGCUGAGAUGAUGCCGUACGUGGAGCUCCUUUUAGCAAACCUAUUUAAAGCACUUUCCUUGCCUGGCUCAUCUGAGAAUGAAUACAUAAUGAAAGCAAUCAUGAGAAGCUUUUCAUUGCUGCAGGAAGCCAUCAUCCCUUAUAUACCCUCUGUGAUCAGCCAACUAACACAGAAGUUGCUUGCAGUGAGCAAGAAUCCAAGCAAACCUCAUUUCAAUCACUACUUGUUUGAGGCCAUCUGUUUAUCUAUACGGAUCACCUGCAGAGCAAACCCUGCUGCUGUUGGGAGCUUUGAGGAUGCCCUCUUCCUGGUCUUCACAGAGAUCCUGCAGAGCGAUGUUCAAGAGUUCAUCCCCUAUGUCUUUCAAGUCAUGUCAUUGCUCCUGGAAAUUCACGCAAAUGAUAUCCCAACAUCCUACAUGGCCCUGUUUCCUCACCUCCUUCAGCCAGUUCUGUGGGAGAGAACUGGUAACAUCCCUCCACUUGUCAGACUUCUGCAAGCCUACCUAGAGAGAGGUGCCAAUACCAUUGCUGCAAGUGCCUCCGAUAAAAUUCCUGGUCUCCUUGGUGUCUUCCAAAAACUCAUUGCCUCUAAAGCCAACGAUCAUCAAGGAUUUUAUCUGCUAAACAGUAUUAUUGAGCACUUGCCCGCAGAAUGUAUUGAGCAAUACAAGAGGCAGAUCUUCAUUGUUCUUUUCCAAAGGCUCCAAAGCUCCAAAACGACAAAGUUUGUGAAAAGUUUCCUAGUCUUUUUAAAUUUAUUUUGCAUCAAAUUUGGAGCCAUUGCCCUGCAGGAAAUGUUUGACAGUAUCCAGCCAAAGAUGUUUGGAAUGGUUGUGGAGAAGAUAAUUAUCCCCGAGAUACAGAAAGUUUCCGGACCUAUUGAAAAGAAAAUUUGUGCUGUUGGACUUACUAAGGUUCUCACAGAAUGCCCAGCAAUGAUGGAUACAGAGUAUACAAAGCUUUGGACACCAUUGCUCCAGGCUCUUAUUGGCUUGUUCGAGCUUCCAGAAGAUGAUACCAUCCCAGACGAUGAACAUUUCAUCGAUAUUGAAGAUACUCCAGGCUACCAGGCUGCAUUCUCUCAGCUUGCCUUUGCUGGUAAAAAGGAACAUGACCCUAUUGGAGAAAUGGUCAACAAUCCCAAGAUUCUGCUGGCACAGUCUCUUCACAAAUUGUCUACUGCUUGUCCAGGCAGGGUGCCCUCAAUGAUCAGCACCAGUCUGAAUGCCGAUGCCCUGCAGUUUCUCCAAGGAUACCUUCAAGCUGGCAGUGUCACAUUGGUGUAAAUCCGUUUUCUUCAGCCAAACACUAACCUUUAACUGUUCAAGAAAUGUAUCCAGCUAUUGUGGGGUUGUUAAUACUGUCUCUGCAUGGUCACAAUCUAUUGAGUCCUGGACUGCAGAAUUAGGUCUUAUGUCGAUGUUACAAAUCUCCCACUGCAGCCAAUCAGACCCAGCACAACUUGAGUACCAAUCUCAUUGGAUACCUCUAGCGCGAUAAGUAAGUUGUUGGGGUGGUUGUUUAGCCCGACUGUUCCCAUCUCUUACAAAGGAGUAGCAGAUAAUUUAUUGUACAGAUCAGAUUCCUUCGUAAGAGUAAGAAGCAUUUUCACAAAAGCACUUAUUAAACCAACCUUCAUACCAGGUUAUUUUGAUAUCAUUGAAACUGCCUUUUUUUCCUCUUUUUCACCCUUGUUUCUUUUCUGAACUGUGAAUAAAUAAGCAUUUGCUUAAAA